Molecule: messenger RNA, 5276 nt
Organism: Oncorhynchus keta (chum salmon)
Lineage: Eukaryota; Metazoa; Chordata; Actinopteri; Salmoniformes; Salmonidae
Product: signal transducer and activator of transcription 1
Exons: 24
Coding region: 329-2482 (717 amino acids)
Biological process (GO): type I interferon-mediated signaling pathway; regulation of transcription by RNA polymerase II; cell surface receptor signaling pathway via JAK-STAT
Molecular function (GO): RNA polymerase II cis-regulatory region sequence-specific DNA binding; DNA-binding transcription factor activity, RNA polymerase II-specific
Source: RefSeq, a predicted model, not a curated record
AAAGCUUAGCUAUGACAGGCUUUAUCGCAUAUGGGCUGUGCCGUUGAACAGCUGUUCAUAUAAAAGUUGGUAUUUUCAGAAUUAUUUUAUUGACAAUACAGAUGUUAAUAUCAUAUGUUGUCUGAGCCACCAGGCUGCUGAAGUGGAGGGACCUUUCCCAUUUAUCUUGACUUCACCUUUUCGUACCGUUUUCAACGUUAUUCAAGCACUUCUCCCUGAGUACUGCCUGCUCCGAAGCACUUCUCACUCACACAGCUCUCCAUCACGUGAUCUCUUUCUCACAGGCUACAAGGGAAGACACAUCAGGGACGCAACUAGGCUACAUGAGAUGGCCCAGUGGUUCCAGCUGCAGCAGCUAGACUCCAAGUACCUGGAGCAGGUGGACCAGCUGUAUGAUGAUACUUUCCCUAUGGAGAUCCGCCAGUACCUCAGUGCCUGGAUAGAGAGCCAUGACUGGGACAUGGUGGCCACCAGCGAUUCUCUUGCAGUGGUCCGUUUCCAUGACCUCCUGGCCCAGUUGGAUGUUCAGUACAGCCGCUUCGCCCUGGAGAACAACUUCCUGUUGCAACACAAUAUACGCAAGAUUAAACGCAACCUGCAGGACCACUUCCAGGAAGACCCUUUGCAGAUGGCCAUGAUAAUCUGUAACUGUCUGAAAGAGGAGAAGAAGAUCCUGGCCUCCAUCAUCAAAAAAGAGGAUAAUGUGGGGUCCACACCAAACAACAUGGUGUUGGAGAAACAGAAGGAGCUGGACCACAACGUUAAAGACCUGAGGAACCGAGUUCAGGUUUCAGAGCAUGAGAUUAAGUCACUGGAGGACCUACAGGAUGAACACGACUUCAAGAAGAAGACACUGCAGAGCCGAGUGGAACAAGAGGUGAAUGGGAUGGCACAGUCACAGGCGGUAUGGAAAGAGAUCCGCGAAGAGGAGAUUGUAAUCAGAAAGAUGUUCAUCAAACUCAACAUAACCAGAGAGGUGGUGGUGAAUCAGAUUUCUGACAUCUUGUGCUUGGCCGAGCAGAUCCAGUUCAACCUGGUGACAGUGGAGGUACCUGAGUGGAAGCACAGACAGCAGAUAGCUUGCAUCGGUGGUCCGCCUAACGCCUGUUUGGACCAGCUACAAAUCUGGUUCACUGCUGUGGCAGAGGGCUUACAGCAGGUGCGUCAGCAGCUGAAGAUGCUCCAGGAGCUAGAACAGAAGUACACGUACGAGAAUGACCCCGUCACUCAGGGCAAAAGCGCUCUGGAGGAACGCGCUCUCGCCCUAUUCAAGUACCUCAUUGUCAAUUCUAUCGUGGUGGAGAGACAGCCCUGUAUGCCCACUCACCCUCAAAAACCCAUGGUGCUGAAGACUGGGGUGCAGUUCACUGUCAAAAUCAGUUCCUGGUUGUCAUUUGGCUUCCAUUGUGAUUUACUUCAUUGGUAUCAUAAUGCUCUUGCACCCGAUAAUAUCCCCAGACUCCUGGUGAAGCUCCAGGAGUUCAACUACCAGCUCAAAGUCAAAGCUGUGUUUGACAAGAACGUCACUGAGAAGAGCACAGUGAGAGGGGUCCGGAAAUUCAACAUCUUGGGAACCAACACUAAGGUUAUGAACAUGGAGGAGUCCAAUGGAAGCUUGGCAGCAGAAUUCAGACACCUGCAACUAAAGGAACAGAAAGUUACAGGCAACAGAUCAAAUGGGGGUCCUCUCAUAGUGACGGAGGAGCUCCACUCUAUUAGCUUUGAGACUCAACUCUGUCAGCCAGGACUCCAGGUCCAACUAGAGACAAUGUCCCUGCCCAUUGUGGUCAUCUCCAACAUUAGCCAGCUGCCCAGUCCCUGGGCCUCUGUCAUGUGGUACAACAUGCUGACCUGUGAGUCCAAGAAUCUGUCGUUCUUCCUGAGCCCUCCUCAGGCCACCUGGAGCCAGUUGUCAAACGUGCUGAGCUGGCAGUUCUCCUCCAUAACCAAGCGAGGCCUCAACGACGAGCAGCUGAGCAUGCUGGGAGACAAGCUCCUGGGUGGAAAAGCAGCCGGAAACCCUAAUGGACUCAUCCCCUGGACCAAGUUCUGCAAGAAUGUGAAUGAGAAGAGCUUUCCCUUCUGGCUGUGGAUCGAGGGAAUACUGGACCUGAUCAAGAGACACCUGCUGUGUCUGUGGAAUGAUGGGUGUAUCAUUGGCUUUGUUAGUAAGGAGAGAGAGAAGGCCCUGCUGAAGGACAAGGAGCCUGGAACUUUCCUGCUGCGCUUCAGUGAGAGCAGCCGAGAGGGAGCCAUUACUUUCACCUGGGUGGAGGGCUCCAAUAAUGAUGUCCAUUUCCACGCGGUGGAGCCCUACACUAAGAAGGAGCUGGCCGCCAUCUCUUUUCCUGACAUCCUCCGCAACUACAAGGUGAUGGCUGCCGAGAACAUCCCUGAGAACCCUCUGCUCUACCUCUACCCCAACAUCCCCAAAGAGAGCGCCUUCACACGCUACUACAGCCGCCCCACAGAAGGAAACUAACAAGCUGUUAGAAAUCUGCUAAGCCAAUGGAGUUGGAGAGUGCCUCUGAGGCUGACUACAUUAAGACGGAGCUCAUCUCUGUGUCUGAAGUCCACCCCUCCAGACUACAGGACGCCAUGCUGCCCAUGAGUCCCGAAGUGUAUGGAGAGCUGACCAGGAUUAUUAACCCUGAUGAGAUUGAAAAUGUGGUAGGUUACAGCCAGACAGCACCUGCCACACACACGGAUUAGAGACACUGUGGUAGGUUUUAGCCAGACAGCACCAGCCGCACACAGAGUAGAGACACUGUUGUAUGUUAGUCAGCCAGCAGUAGCCACACACAGUGGUCGUGUUCCCCUGCUCAGCCGUUCCAUGCAUCAACCAAUAGUUGCGUGCAACAUCAUAAACUGUGCCGCCCGGCACCUGAUUGCUAUAAUAUAUGUGGUUAGCUGAUACGUAAAAUAAUUAUCCGGGUGUAGUAAGAUCUGGCAUGCAUCAGCAACACCUGGGCAGAGGAACGUAACCCACAGUGUGGUAGGUUAGAGACAGACAGCGCCAGCCGCACACAGAGAUGAGACAACACAUAUCUAAUCAUCAUAAAACACAAAAUGUGGAAAAGAUGUGAACAUUUGAGAAGACAAGACAGCCCUGGGGUAGAAUUAGAAUAUAUGGUCCUGGCAAAUCAGCUGUUGCGCUGUAAUAACUGAAGCAUUUAUUUCCAAAUCUUUCAUGCGAGGGUCGGGAUAAUUCAUGCAUUUUUCAUUUACUAUGUGACUGUCCCACUGUGUAACACAUAUGCAAUCACAAAAGUGCAGCAUUCCGCUAUUGAGAUGCAGCCAUUUUUUCCCCCUGAUCCUAUGUUGUCCCUCUCCCUUCAGAUGUGCACUCCCUUCCCAAACUAAUCUGCCCUCUUCAGGUGGUGCCCAGGAAAAUGUGUGUAAGCUCCCGAGCCGAGUACCAAAGACACCACACAAAAAGGAUGACGUUUGCAAUAGAUUUGAAAGCACAAUAUAUAUGUAUUGUAUAUUAUAUAUAUAUGUAGUCCUACGUUAUCGUUUUAUAUACACGCAUGAGGUUUUGGGGCUUUGAGUCCAGCUGUUUGUAAUAAGGAAUGUUAUUCUACGCUACUUGUGGGACAGUGUAAUUGUGUUUUGUGUGUGCAGAUGUAAUAUGAACAACAAAAAAGGGAUGCAGAAAGCUGUUCUUCACUUUGUAAAUAGAUACAAUUUUGUAGCAACUUAUAAUAAGGAAAAUGGUUCAGAUGUUCUGGGUCGUUCCACGAAAUGAGUGCCCUUUGAUAUUUUAGUCAGAAAUGUUGCACCAAUAUUGAAUUUUAAAAGGCUGUUAUAUUAAAUGAAGUGGCCUUUAAUAUAGACCACAUUUAGACUUCAAUAAAUCAGAUGUUUAAUAUGGAUAAAGGCUUGCUAAAGUGCCAAAAUUAAUCAAAUAUAUCUAUAUUGUUUUGUGUACUUUUUACCAAUUUUUCUGCCCAAUUUAGUGAUGUCCAAUUGGUAGUCUUGUCCCAUCGCUGCAACUCCUGUUCGAACUCGGGAGAGGCAAAGGUCAAGAGCCAUGCGUCCGCCGAAACAUGACCCUGGUUCUUGACACAUUCUUGACACAUUGCUCGAUUAACCCAGAAGCCAGCUGCACCAAUGUCUCGAAGGAAUCACCGCACAACUGGCGACCGCCACAGGAGUCGCUAGAGCGCGAUGGGACAAGGACAUCACGUCCCAACAUUUCUCCAAGUUUCUCCAAGCCCUAGUUAUUUAGUUGCUUUGACAAAGUCAUUUCUGAAGAUUAUUUUUUAUUUCAUGUGAGUAGUGAUUCAUUUGCAUCAGUCCCUCAUUUUAAGGUCAACCCUGUUACGUAAACUGAGCUCUCGUUUUAAUUUGGUGAAACUAUUCCUUUUGAAAUAUUCCUUUCAAAAGAAACAUUGAACAUCUAAUAGUCAAAUCACAGAGUAAACGCAGGAGCGCUGGAUCUACUCUUUUUUUUGUACAUUUUCUGGUGUUUUGUGGAGGAUAACUGUGUAGGUCGAGCGUAACAUGCCAACCCUGUUAGCCAUAGAUAGGCUAGAAGUGUUUUAACAAUUACAUUUUUGGGGUGAAGCUUGCAUGCAAUUGCCACUCCCUGUAGCACACAACAAGCUGUCAUUUCCUCUGUCACAAGGGGAUUUAUGGCUGAUUUAAGAAAUCAUCAACCCUGUUACGGUCAACCCUGAUACUUUAUUUGGCACUGAUAGUUUUGAGAUGGGAAAACAUGUUUAUGAAGUUGAACAUGUGCUCUUUAUGACAGAAUGUGAAAAUUUGGUGAUAUCAAAUGUUUUCUUUGACCAAGUGUGACGGUCCCUCCCUGCUCUGGUUUAUGGGUUUUGCUGUGCUUACUUUCUGCAGGAGAUUGGUGGGUGGAGUAGGAGAGGUGGGCGGAGCUGGGAGGGUCGUCAGUGCUGAUUGGGGCACACCUGUGAAAGCUCAGCUGUGGCAUAAAGCCACUGUCCCCCCCCCAUUCAGCAAGAGAUUCCUCUCUCCGUGCAUACCUUUGGUUGUGUAGUUGUGGCUUUGGCAGAUGACACCUAAUUUAUUGACCUUCAUGUCUCAUCUGAUUAUUUUUGUGAGUGUUUAUUUAUGGUAUCUAUUAAUUUUGUUAUUCCUUUACUCAGUGUGUGGUUUCCCAUUGUUUGUUACAAUCUUGAGCCAGGUUGUAACAAGUUAUACAGAAUUUGUGGAAUGACCCUUAUAUGGAAAGUACUUCUAAACUGUACUCACGACUGCCUGGACUUCAUUGUUUCAAUUCAUUAAAAAUCUGAGCUCUCUCA